AUGUCAACGCGUACUCAGGAUUACAUGGGUCCCUACCACACAUCGCCGACAUCGCAGAGACAAAAGCUCUCAAAUGGCGCAACUCCUACGAGUAGUCAGUCUAGAAGACAAGACCAAGCCAAUCUUUCCCUACAGACUGAUUACGAUGACCACCUCAGCUAUCCUCCUGCCGCACCGGAGGUGCCUCGUGCCCUACCGAUCUCGUACAAACAGCCGUAUGAACGAGAGAUAAUAGACCAACAACCAACAAGAUCAUUUUCACAGAGAGCGAAAGGACAGAUGCUGGCGCAGGAAGCCAUUGGGGACGAGAAGUACUGGGACGAUAGGGGUGCGCAGCCCUUACAGUUGGAGAUACCUGAAGAUGCCCGGAAGAAUACCACCCGCGACGAUGUACCAGUGGCUCCACAGAACGGUCUCAACAUCUCGGACGGGGGGCGCAACGUCCGGCGGGGCUCCUCUCAGAGGCAGCCGGAUACACCUUCACAAGACAGUCCACAUUCAACCUCCAGAGAGCUUCGAGACCACCAACGUCCGGUACGACACGAAGCCGACACUGCGCCUCUAAAGUUGGACCUCAAAUCCCCGACUGCGAAGAUAGGCACGAUGAAAGGGCCGAGAAAGCUCAGUGAAAGCCAGCAGAGAGAAUGGGCGCACGAUCGGUCCCCACUGCAAACUCUGGAAGUCAAGUUGAACGACAUUAGCAAAGAGGAGAAACGUGCAAGAGUGGAAGAGGCUGAAAUGCUGCUGCGCGAAGCUAAGGCUGGAAGAGGAGGACGCAGGUCCAGCAAGGAAGUCCCGGCAACCGCAAAGAGAAACGUUUCGACAAGAGAGCCACCGCUAGAACCUAAAAGUGUUCAAAAGGCUUCACUAGACCACAACACUCAGAGCACACAGCGUGGUACUGGGCAACCCAGAACCCGGGUGGAGGUUCAGGAGACAACCAAAGGGUUUCCAUCUAGCGAAGACAGGCAAGGACUUGAUAUUGAAAAGCACUUAGUAGCAAGACCACCUGUUGGCAAUGAGGUAACUCCUUUUUUGGAUGAAUCAAGGUCUUGGCAACAGGCUUCACAAGACGAGGGCCGUAUACACGCAGCUCAUACUGUGUAUGAAGCUACCUCCUUGAGCAAGCCACGACAAGACUCCUUGCAACAGCCAAUAAUCGUUGACCAAGUCCAUCCAGCCCAUGACCCACGCCUGAUACAUGCUACAGAACGCAACUCAAAUGAGCCUGACUUACAACAUGAUCCAAGAAGCAACCAGCUUCAGAAUAAUGUAAGGCGAGCAGCUUCGACUCGACAAGAUCCAGGGGCAAAGUCGAUCCCCUCAAACAUCACUCGCGCCAUCUCUUCCCAACAACAUCAACCCCAACCUCUCUUUGCUGACGACCAAGAUUUGUCAGGGCCUGGCCCGAUAAGAGAGUCAAAUUCAUCGCACAAAGCUGCAUUGGCAGAGGCAAAUGCCGCAGUCGGAGCUACAGGUCCCAGCGCUGCCGCCUCUAUGACUCGUGAUAACAGCAGGAAAUUGCAAAAGGCUCCAACAGCGAACCUCAGCCGAGGUUCCUACCCCGAGGAGAAAAGACCAGAUUGGCUGUUUUCUGGCUUAAAACAAGGGUCAACCUCUGCGGAUCCACCUCGAUCCAGCACGAAUACUAGCGUGGAAGAUACGAAGCUCGAAUUCUACUACAAAGGAAUGCCGAAGCAAGCCGACGUCCCAAGAGUGAACUCUCAGAGAGCUCCUGAAUCGGCUAUGCUGGGCGUCAAAGAGCCUGCAUUUAACGAACAAAACAGUACUACGAGCAGACCCCGACGGACAAGCGUCUCUUUCAAAGUCCCCUUUGACAAAGCUCGGCCCGUGAACGAGUGGAAGCAAGCUGGUACAGCACGACUAACACUAGCAGAUCUCGCCCUGGACGUGCCCAGUGGAGGGGAUCAGGCCUGGUGGGAGACCAAUGGCUCAUCUGGUCGCAGGAGGAGCAAAGGUACAUCGGGAAAUGUGCAAUCAUCGGGGGUGUUAAGCCAGCAGAAACAACCCAGAUGUGUCGAAUUCAAACCACCACUGUAUCUCAAGUGUGGCCCUCUGCUUCGAUAUACUGGUAUGAGGAAGGAACGGGAAGAACCACAACAAUCUGGCCAGACUAAUAACCCCACUGGUCGGGAGAUGUGGAGAGGGAGUGUGAUGAUUGUGACGAAUGAUUCGCAGUCUUCAUAUGAGGAGGUCCCAACGCUGCGGAUCUUUUCCCAACCCAGAGACCUGCUACCGCCGCCUCCAGACCAAGUGCAAGGUGACGAGCUAGCUCCCGAAUAUGUCGACCCUAUUGCAGGCUUGACCAAAGUAUCGAGACGCGGCCAGACGCUUUACGUCAAGCCGGUCGACUAUCUAGAAGAAGGUAAAGAUCUCUCUCGCAUCGAAGACGAUGAUGGUCUCUUCGAGACCACGCCAAGUCCACUCGACAACAGUGCUCAGAUAUCUGCCACUGCAAAUAAGAGAACCCGUGGCAGGGACGGAGAGGCGCUUGGUAAGUUCAAGGAGGUCAAAGGUUGUAGACUUUAUGCCGACAUCGAGCGGGACGUCACGUUCUGGCGUUUCAACAUCGAGGUGGAGCUUUCUGAUCAACAAGCUCAUAUCGCUUAUCGCAUCAACCACGGACCUCCCGUCGGUUUUUGGGUCCCUGCGAAGGGCCAGAGCAUGAACAUAAUGUUCCACAGCUGCAACGGUUUUAGCUUGACCGUCGAUACUGAUAAAUUUGGCGGUCCUGAUCCGUUGUGGCGCGACGUUCUCAACACACAUCAAACACGUCCAUUCCACGUGAUGAUUGGAGGCGGUGACCAGCUAUACAACGAUGGAGUCAUGGUUGAUACCAAUCUUUUCGCCGCUUGGACCCAGUUGCGAAACCCCCAUGAAAAGCAUCAUGCGCCAUUUACGGAUGCCAUGCGUCAGGAGUUGGAGUCAUUUUACCUAAAUCGGUAUGCCAUGUGGUUCUCACAGGGGCUUUUUGGAUUGGCCAACUGUCAGAUACCAAUGAUCAACAUAUAUGACGACCACGAUAUCAUUGAUGGAUUUGGAUCAUACCCUGACGACUUCCAGCGAGCUCCUGUGUUUAUGGGUGUUGGAAACAUUGCGUUCAAAUAUUAUAUGCUUUUCCAACAUCAGAGUGUGCCAGAAGAGACUCAAGCUGAUGAGCCAAGCUGGCUACUCGGAGCUAAGCCUGGCCCAUACAUCCAGCAAUUGAGCCGAAGUGUGUUCCUGAACAUGGGAAAGAGCAUAGCGUUCCUCGGACUGGACUGUAGAACUGAGCGAGAGCGCUAUUCUGUAAUGACCGAUGACACCUAUGACCUUAUUCUUGAUCGAUGCCGUAGAGAGAUCGAAGAAGGCGAGACAAAACACCUGCUUGUUCUUUUAGGCGUCCCCAUUGCAUAUCCGAGUCUGGUCUGGCUCGAAAACCUUCUUACUAGCCGAGCACUGGCCCCAGUCAAGGCGCUUGGACGAGCUCGUAUCUUCAAAGGUGGUCUCUUGAAUAAGUUCGAUGGGGGUGUCGAAGUCUUGGAUGACCUCGACGAUCAUUGGACUGCAAGUGGGCACAAAGUCGAGCGGUUCCAUCUCAUUAGAGACCUACAAGAACUUGCAGCGGAGAAGUCUAUUCGCAUUACUAUUCUUGGAGGCAAUGUGCACCUGGCAGCUGUCGGCCAAUUCUACUCGAAUCCAAAGCUCAAGAUUCCCAAGGAUCGCGAUCAUAGGUACAUCCCGAACGUGAUCUCUUCUGCGAUUGUGAACACACCGCGGCCUGAAAUGGUGGCAGACACUCUGAACAAGAGGAACCGAGUUCACAUUUUCGACCAAUACACCAUGGAAGAUAUGAUUCCAAUGUUCACCCACGACGUAGACGGCAAAAAGCGGAACAACAAGCGUCUGCUGCCACGCAGGAACUGGUGCUCAAUUCGAGAAUACCAUCCCGGGUCCACCCCACCAUCCACACCUCCCGAAUCUCCUACGCCGAGCGAACAGAUGUCCGAGUCCGAAGAUUAUCAGCCGCAGACCCGUCGACGCUUUUCCUUCUCCCGAGAGGACGCAAACCCCAGGCAACUGCUCCGCCGACUCAGUCAACGUGCUGCCCCACCAUCCUCCUACAGAGAUGACAUGAAUAUCAGCAGCCCCAUGACCCCCAGGAGAGCAAGCCAUGACGGCAACUUCUCAAACCCUCGACAACCUCAAACCGCGCCUCCGACACGCACCUCCUUCUCCAUGAACAACAACAGUCCCCUGCCACCAAGGACCGCGCCUCCUAACCAAACAUCCUUCAAUUCAACCGCCUCUUACAAUCACCGCGCCUCUAUAGACGCCCUCCCCUCAGCCCCUCAACCGCGCCCAGGCAUAUUGCGCCGCCCCACCAAUCUUUCCGAAAAAGCGUCAAAGAAGGGUGGACCGCCGCCCCUGGUGACUGACUCCCAAGGAAAUCUCAUCGAGGACUAUAACGACCACAUCGAUCUCGAGGGUGGGCUGGAUAUCACCUUGAAUUGUGAAGUUAAUCAGGGCGAUCCAGCCGGUAUCACGACGCCGUACCGCCUGCUCGUACCUACUUUGAUAUACGAUGGAAGCAGUGAUCGUCAGAAACUGGAUGCACCAGUCGGAAAUGGUGGUAAGGGUGCUGGUGUAAAACGGAGACCGACGUUACUCAAUAGGCUGGGUUUUGGAAGGACUGGAAAUAGGAGUGUGGCUGAUCGUCAGGGCGAGGGGAACUGGGGUCAAGCCAGUUUCAGCGAAACGGAAAGUGAGCGUCUGGAUGGCGAUGAAAGGUACAGCAGUGGAGAAGAGGACGAUCAGUACUACGAGAAGGAGAAGAGGUCGUCUGGCGGAGGAGUGUUAAAGAGGUGGUUCAGUGGCAGAAGAGGCAGAACCUCCCAGCCGCAGGACAGAUAUUCUCCAGAGUAUGAAGAGGCGCCGCCGCCCCAGCAGCCGCCGCUGCCGCCGCUCAGAGGGGGACAGCUGCAAACCCGCGAUGAAUUUGUGGGUCGGGAGUUGACGUCUACAUCUCCACAGCCCCAGCAGCAGCAGGCCAACCACUCGUCCUCGAAGCGUGACAGCUAUGAAAUUCCGCCAUUCGAGCCUUUCCCCUCCCAGGCCAGAGGCAAGGCAGCCAGAGUCAUGGGCGUCGAUCAGGGUCCCAUGCCAGUACCGUACGGCUCUGCACCUCCGCAGUAUCCAUCACGGCGUCAGGAGCAUCUGCCGCCGCCGCCGCCGCCGCAAGAACAACAAAAACGACAACCAGGUGUGAGCACUAACUCCUCUGCAAACGCAGGUGUAGGUGCCAGCACCUCAAUGAGUACAAGCAUAAAUCAAAGCCAACCUCUCCCACCUCCCACAAGAACAUCAACACUACCACUCUCCCCUCAGGAAGCACCACGAACAAGAGACUCGAACUCAAGAUUUUACGCAAACCACGACCAAGAAGCAGCACCGGUUGUACGUGGCUACAAUGGAGUAGAGGCUUACCCUGGAAGGAAAAUUUCUAAAGCUACAAAAGGAGGGAAACUGAGAAAAGGGAAGUGGUGA
Molecule: messenger RNA, 5547 nt
Organism: Endocarpon pusillum Z07020
Lineage: Eukaryota; Fungi; Ascomycota; Eurotiomycetes; Verrucariales; Verrucariaceae
Exons: 2
Coding region: 1-5547 (1848 amino acids)
Cellular component (GO): membrane
Source: RefSeq, a predicted model, not a curated record